Durio zibethinus is the source of this 4423-nucleotide messenger RNA. Its product is annotated as translocase of chloroplast 159, chloroplastic-like. The record is from RefSeq and is a predicted model, not a curated record. Gene Ontology annotation, cellular component: chloroplast outer membrane. Gene Ontology annotation, molecular function: GTP binding; GTPase activity. Lineage: Eukaryota; Viridiplantae; Streptophyta; Magnoliopsida; Malvales; Malvaceae. Gene Ontology annotation, biological process: protein targeting to chloroplast.
GGGAGUAUGAGUGUAAAUUCGAAAAUAUAGCAAACCUCACCAAGCCCAUGCGGCUGCAAACACAAGUCUAACUUGGCUUCCACCUUAUCUUUUCCUCUUCCACACAGUUUGGUAUCACAAAUUCCAUUAAUCCAACCUAAAAUUUCCUUACCAAUCAAUUCUCCAAAAUUCCUAUCCUCUCCUAAAACCCUAAUUCUCUAUCUCCGUCUCAUCUCUUACAACCGACCGCCUAUGGACGCCGAGCUUUCUGCCCCGGAGCUUAUCUCUCAGCCGCUGUCUACUUCCCCAGGUUCCACUUCGUCUUCUUCAUUUUUAGCUUCCAAUGAUGAUUCUAAGUUUGUAACUAGUUCAGUAAGAGAACAUGAUUUGAAAGCUAAUGAAAAUGGUAAAGCUAGUGAUAAUGAGAGUGGUGAGGAGAGGAUUGAAACAGCGCCCGAGAGGCCAUUUGUGGCUGACCUAGGUGAAGAAAUUUCGACUUUGGGGAAAGUUAGCGCUUUCCCUUCUGUCGGUUCUGAUGGUUCAACUUUGAUUUUGAAAGACGACUCACUUGGGGGUGGUUAUAAUGGUUUAGAGGGAUUUAGAGGUGAGGGUUCGAUGGAAAAGCUUGAUAAUGAAGGUGUUGGUUAUGGAGAAAAGGAGGAAAAGGUGGAAAUGGGCUCGAUUGGUGAUGCUGACCAAUCUGUGUUUGCAAUGGAAAGCAGAGAGGAAGGUAGGAUUGGGAUGGUUGAGAAUAAUUCGGUUUUAGGAGCUGGAACUAAACAUGCCAAUCCUAUGAUUGCAGAAGCUGUAGAUUGUAAGGUGGUUGAAGUAGAUGGUUUGAAAUUUUGCCGUGGAGAGGAAUUGUUGGUUGAUGCAACACCUUUAAUUGGAGAUUCUUCAGAUUGUAAGAAAUCUGAGAUUAAGGGGACGGAGGUGGUUCCAGUUUCUGUGAAUGCGAGCUUGGAUGUUGGCUUUAAUCAGAUUAGUCAUGUUGAAGAACAAAGUGUUCUGGAUGUCUAUCCCGUGUAUGAUAAAGGUAUUGACCCUGUUGCAUUAAAUGGAAUUGAAACUUCUGAGGUCUUGGCUUGUGAACGGACUUCUGAAAUUGUUGCUGAGAGGGAAGCUGAUUCUGCUAUUGGGGGUCUGCUUGGUAAAGAUGAGUUUGGGACCAAUCUAAAUGACCUUGAAGAGGAGGCAGGUAUAGAUGUGUUGGAAAAAGUGUCUGCUGAGAAAUUAGAUGGAGGGGGUAGAGAUGGAAUUCAGACAAUGGAUCGUUCUGCUCAACCAACUGAAAUGAUGGCUGCUCAUGAAACAGAGAAUUCAGAUAGUGAUUCUCGAAGCAGAAGAUUAGCAACUGUGGCGGUAGAAGAAUCUCAUUCGCCCAAGUCUGUGGAACAAACACUGGUUUCUGAAGAGCAAGUUAGUUUUGAAGGUGAAGAAGAAGAGAAGCGCCAUCAAAAUGAAGGUGUUCAAAUUGAAGGCUCGGAUACUGAUGGAGAGACUGAAGGUAUGAUCUUUGAGAAUGCUGAUGCUGCUAAAGAAUUUUUGGCGGAGCUAGAACUUGGAUCUGCCAUUGGUUCUCACUCAGGUGCUGAUACUUCUCAUGAUCAUUCUCAAAGAAUUGACGGUCAGAUUGUCAUUGAUUCAGAUGAAGAAGGGGACACUGAUGAAGAAGGGGAGGGGAAGGAGUUAUUUGAUUCUGCUGCUUUGGCAGCCCUCUUGAAAGCAGCAACCGGCACUAGCUCUGGUGGUGGUAACAUCACUAUAACCUCUCAAGAUGGGUCCAGGCUUUUCUCUGUUGAGCGACCUGCAGGUUUAGGAUCCUCACUCCCCAAUGCAAAAUCUGCACCUCGAUCAAACCGGCCUAACCUAUUCAGUCCUUCUGCUGUAACGAGUAGGAGAGACUCUGACAACAACUUGAGUGAAGAAGAUAAAAAAAAAAUUGAAGAGUUACAGCUGAUAAGAGUCAAAUUCUUGAGGCUUGUUCGGAGGCUCGGACACUCUCCAGAAGAUUCUAUAGCUUCACAGGUUCUAUAUAGACUAGCACUUGUUGCUGGGAGGCAAACCAGUCAACUGUUUAGCCUUGAUUCUGCAAAAGGGAAAGCUCUUGAACUUGAAACAGAGGGUAAAGAUGAUUUAAACUUCUCCUUGAACAUACUUGUUCUUGGGAAGAUUGGGGUGGGCAAGAGCGCUACAAUAAAUUCAAUUUUUGGUGAGGAGAAGACCUCAAUUCAUGCAUUUGAACCUGCCACUGUAGUUGUGAAAGAGAUUACUGGAACAGUAGAUGGCGUUGAACUCAGGGUCAUUGAUACCCCAGGCUUGAAAUCUUCAGCCAUGGAGCAAAGUGCCAAUCGUAAGGUCCUAGCUUCUAUUAAAAAAUUCAUAAAGAAGUGUCCCCCAGAUAUUGUACUCUAUGUUGAUCGGCUGGACACCCAGACCCGGGAUCUUAAUGAUCUGCCCUUGUUAAGAUCAAUCACUAAUUCUCUUGGCUCCUCUAUCUGGAAAAAUGCCAUAGUUACUUUGACUCAUGCUGCUUCUGCACCUCCAGAUGGACCAUCUGGCUCACCUUUGAGUUAUGAAGCGUUUGUUGCCCAACGUUCCCAUGUUGUUCAGCAGUCUAUUGGUCAAGCUGUUGGUGAUCUACGCCUGAUGAAUCCAAGUUUGAUGAAUCCUGUUUCUCUUGUUGAAAAUCAUCCUUCAUGCAGAAAGAAUAGAGAAGGCCACAAGGUGCUUCCUAAUGGUCAAACUUGGAGACCUCAGCUAUUGCUGUUAUGCUACUCUAUGAAAAUCUUAUCUGAAGCAAGUUCUCUCACCAAACCUCAAGAUCCAUUUGACCAUCGGAAGCUCUUUGGUUUUCGUGUCCGUUCUCCUCCUCUUCCAUACUUGUUAUCUUGGCUGUUGCAGUCUCGCAGCCAUCCUAAACUCUCUGCUGAUCAGGGUGGUGACAAUGGUGACUCUGAUAUUGAUAUGGCUGAUUUAUCCGAUUCUGAUCUAGAAGAAGAUGAGGAUGAGUAUGAGCAGCUCCCACCUUUCAAACCUCUAAGGAAAAGACAGCUUGCUAGACUUAGCAAGGAGCAAAGGAAGGCAUAUUUUGAGGAGUAUGAUUAUCGGGUGAAGGUCCUCCAGAAAAAGCAGUGGCGUGAGGAGUUGAGAAGAAUGAGGGAGAUAAAGAAGAAAGGAAAGCCUGCUGUUGAUGAAUAUGGUAACAUGGGGGAAGAUGUUGAUCAGGAAACUGGUGGUCCAGCUGCUGUACCUGUUCCAUUACCUGAUAUGGUCUUGCCACCUUCCUUUGAUGCUGAUAAUCCAGCUUACAGGUACCGGUUCUUGGAACCAACUUCUCAGUUCUUGGUGAGGCCAGUUUUGGACGCUCAUGGUUGGGACCAUGAUUGUGGGUAUGAUGGUGUUAAUGUUGAACAUAGCCUAGCAAUUGCCAGCCAGUUUCCUGCUGCAGUUUCUGUGCAACUCACGAAGGAUAAGAAAGAGUUUAACAUCCAUUUCGAUUCUUCAGUUUCUGCCAAGAAUGGAGAAAAUGGAUCACACAUGGCUGGCUUUGACAUCCAAAAUGUCGGAAAGCAAUUAGCUUAUAUUUUCAGAGGGGAAACCAAAUUCAAAAACCUCAAAAAGAACAAAACAGCUGCAGGCUUUUCUGUUACAUUUUUAGGUGAGAAUGUUGCAACCGGGUUCAAACUUGAGGAUCGUAUUGUUGUUGGAAAGCGGUUGACGUUGGUUGGUAGCACUGGGACCGUUAGAUCUCAAGGUGAUUCAGCAUAUGGAGCCAAUCUAGAAGUGCAGCUCAGAGAUGCAGAUUUUCCAAUCGGCCAGGAUCAAUCCUCUUUGGGUUUGUCUCUAGUUAAAUGGAGGGGGGACUUGGCAUUGGGUGCCAAUUUUCAGUCUCAAUUUUCUGUCGGACGGAGUUCAAAAAUAGCAGUUCGUGCUGGACUGAACAAUAAGAUGAGCGGACAGAUUACUGUUCGAACAAGUAGCUCAGAUCAGCUUCAGAUUGCACUCGCUGGUAUUCUUCCUAUUGUCAUGGCAUUUUAUAAAAGCAUCAGGCCUGGGGUUAGUGAUAACUAUUCUAUGUAUUAGGUGCUAAAACAAUUUCGCGCCCCCCAACCCCAAAGAGCUGCCACCACCUAGGGAAAUUGUUAUGCAUUGCUUAGUCUCCUCCCCUUUCCUUGAAUAAUGCUUAGAUUACUUUUAGCAUGGACUACUGCUUUGACGAGAUCCGUUUUAUUGCUUAAUAAAUGUUGUUAAGCAUGAGUAACUUAUUGUUUGUUUAGUGCAUUUCAAAAAUUUUUAAUAGGAUAAUUGAAUUAUAAAUUUAUUAAUUAACGAGGUAUUUGAAAUUUUGUUUGUUUCUCCAUGGUCAUUAUUUGAAAUUUAUUACGUUAUAAUUAUUGUAUUAAUUAACACAUUCAUGAUUCAUAUUGAACGUUUUAGUGUA